AUGGUUGCCAACUUCUCCAAGAAAAGAAAGCUUGUCGCUGACGGUGUCUUCUACGCCGAACUUAACGAAUUCUUCACCAGAGAGCUUCCUGAAGAGGGAUACGCUGGUGUCGAGGUCAGAAUCACCCCAACUAAGACCGAGGUUAUCAUCUCUGCCACCAACACCCAAAGAGUUCUUGGUGAGAAGGGUAGAAGAAUCAACGAGUUGACUUCCCUCAUCCAAAAGAGAUUCAAGUUCGCUCCAGGCACCAUUGUUUUGUUCGCUGAGAGAGUUCAAGAAAGAGGUCUGUCUGCCGUCACUCAAUGUGAGUCCCUCAAAUACAAAUUGCUGAACGGUUUGGCUGUCAGAAGAGCUGCUUACGGUGUUAUCAGACAUGUGAUGGAGUCCGGCGCCAAGGGUGUUGAGGUUGUCAUCUCUGGUAAGUCCAAGGGAGCUAGAGCCAAGUCCAUGAAGUUUGGUGACGGUUUCAUGAUCCACUCUGGUCAACCAGUCAACGACUUCAUUGACGUUGCAACCAGACACGUUUUGUUGAGACAAGGUGUUUUGGGUAUUAAGGUUAAAAUCAUGAAGGACCCAGCUACCAACAGAAGAGGUCCAAAGGCUCUUCCAGAUUCUGUUGUUGUCUACGAUCCAAAGGAGGACCAGCAGGUUGCUGAGCCUUACGUUAACGACUUCAAGCCAGUUGCUGAGGAGGCUGUUGAGGCUUGA
Messenger RNA from Ogataea angusta, 708 nucleotides. RefSeq lists its product as uncharacterized. The transcript has a single exon. Gene Ontology annotation, biological process: translation. Gene Ontology annotation, molecular function: RNA binding; structural constituent of ribosome. The coding region runs from base 1 to 708 and encodes 235 amino acids. The record is from RefSeq and is a predicted model, not a curated record. NCBI's taxonomy places the organism in Eukaryota, Fungi, Ascomycota, Pichiomycetes, Pichiales, Pichiaceae. Gene Ontology annotation, cellular component: cytosolic small ribosomal subunit; nucleus.